AUGGCCCUUGAAACUCUUCCGCCUUCUCCAACAACCAACGGACACGCUCAGAUGAAAAAAAACGACGCUUCAGGCGGAUGGGUCAUCCAAAAAUUUGGCGGUACCAGCGUGGGCAAGUUCGCUGAGAAAAUUGCCGAAGAUAUCGUGCGGGCACAUCUCGGUGAGAAUAAAAUCGCAGUUGUGUGUUCGGCGAGAAGCACAGAUACAAAGGCGGAAGGAACCACAAAUCGACUUCUCCGAGCUGCAGAGGAAGCUUUAAAACCCGGCUCAAGACUAUACCUUGAUAUUGUCGAAGCGAUCCGGGAAAGCCAUGUUGACGCUGGUGCAGAGCUUAUAAAAUCCAAAGAAAUACUUGACCAGCUCAAGAGCGAUAUAGAGACAGAAUGUGGAAAGCUGAUCAACUUCCUCAGUGCCGCCCAGGUUCGUAAUAAGGCCUUUUACUGUGUAGAAUUAGUGACGCGCAAGGUAUUAAACAACUAUCGCCUCCAGAUCAUCGACGAAAUUAGCCCAAAGACAAAGGACAUUAUCAUCGGUGCCGGAGAAAAAUUGGCAUGCUUGCUCAUGACGGCUCUUCUCCGAGAUAGAGGAGUCGAUGCGGAAUAUAUCAAUUUAGAUAGCAUUAUUCCUAGCAGUUAUACAGUCAAAAAAGGCCUCGACCAAGAAUUCUACGACUACCUUCCCAAGAAAUUAGCAGAAAGGAUACAGCUAUGUGAGGAUAGAGUGCCAGUAGUUACAGGCUACUUUGGUACUGUUCCCGGCAGUCUCUUGACCUCGGUCGGCAGAGGGUACACAGAUCUCUGCAGCGCACUUCUGGCGGUUGGGCUCGAUGCCGAAGAACUUCAGGUGUGGAAGGAAGUUGAUGGGAUUUUCACUGCGGACCCUAGGAAGGUUCCAACAGCACGCCUGAUACCAGUGAUUACCCCUGAAGAGGCUGCGGAGUUAACAUAUUACGGCUCAGAGGUUAUACACCCAUUCACCAUGGAGCAAGUAAUCCGCGCGCGGAUUCCAAUCCGUAUCAAAAAUGUCGAAAAUCCCGCAGGUGAAGGCACUAUCAUCUUUCCUGAUACUAUCCAUCGCAAAGGCGAGGAUACACCCACCGAGCCCCCAAGGCACAUGCGCCUUAAAGCACAUGAUCCACUUCUUGUUCAGCGACACAAACGCCCAACUGCAGUCACUACCAAGAAUAAUAUCGUAGUUCUCAAUGUCCAUUCAAAUCGAAAAUCCCUUGCACAUGGUUUCCUUGCGGAGAUUUUUUCUACACUCGACAAAUGGCGGUUAGCGGUUGACCUUAUCUCCACAAGUGAGGUACAUGUGUCUAUGGCACUACAUUCGGAGGUUAGGGAGAACGAUUUGAAAGAAGCAAUUGAGGAGUUAAAACACUAUGGAACAGUCGAUGUCAUUCGCGAUUUGACUAUUCUCUCCUUGGUAGGGAAACACAUGAAGCAGAUGGUUGGUAUUGCUGGGAGGAUGUUCAGCACUUUGGCUGAGAGUAAUGUGAAUAUUGAGAUGAUCUCACAAGGUGCGAGCGAAAUCAACAUCUCAUGUGUUAUCAAACAGGCAGAUGCCAUACGUGCCAUGAACGUGCUGCACACAAAGUUAUUUACAUACCAAGAUCUCUAA
This is a messenger RNA of Morchella sextelata, 1620 nucleotides long. RefSeq lists its product as uncharacterized. Gene Ontology annotation, biological process: amino acid biosynthetic process. The coding region runs from base 1 to 1620 and encodes 539 amino acids. The record is from RefSeq and is a predicted model, not a curated record. NCBI's taxonomy places the organism in Eukaryota, Fungi, Ascomycota, Pezizomycetes, Pezizales, Morchellaceae. Gene Ontology annotation, molecular function: aspartate kinase activity. The transcript has 5 exons.